Molecule: messenger RNA, 1482 nt
Organism: Tauraco erythrolophus (red-crested turaco)
Lineage: Eukaryota; Metazoa; Chordata; Aves; Musophagiformes; Musophagidae
Source: RefSeq, a predicted model, not a curated record
GAUAGUACUGGAAUGAAGUUGUGGAAGAAACGGUGGUUUGUGCUCUCAGAUCUGUGUCUCUUCUAUUACAGAGAUGAGAAAGAAGAAGGAAUACUAGGUAGCAUACUUCUGCCUAGUUUUCAGAUAUCUGUGCUUUCUCCCGAGGACCAUAUUAACCGCAAAUAUGCCUUUAAGGCAGCUCAUCCAAACAUGAGGACCUAUUAUUUCUGCACAGAUACAGGGAAGGAAAUGGAGUUGUGGAUGAAAGCUAUGACAGAUGCAGCACUUGUGCAAACAGAGCCUGUGAAAAGAGUAGAGAAGUUAACCGCCGAAAAUGCACCACCUCGAGAGGCAAAUAAUAUUUCAAACCAUCGGGUGCUAAUUAAGCCAGAGGCACAAAAUAACCAGAAGAACAAAGUGAGCAAAAAUGAGGAGAAGAAAGCUUUGGAAGCCGAAAAAUACGGAUUCCAGAAAGUCGGGCAAGAUAAACCAUUAACGAAAAUUAACAGUGUAAAGCUCAAUCCUCUGGGAUCCGAGUACAGGACUUUGCCCAUAACCACAAUUCAGGCUGGACACUUCAGGGCAGUUCAUUUGAACGGGUCUGAGCACAAAGCUAUUGGUGUUGUCCUGGCGGACGCUGCAGACGCAGCGCAGCACAAUGCGGUUCCGUCACAUCUGGAGUCUGAACGAGUUAUGCAGAGAACUAAUUCAAUGCUGCAGCUGGAACAGUGGAUUAAAAUACAAAGAGGAAAAGGACAAGAGGAGGAAACAAGAGGCAUAAUCUCGUAUCAGACGCUACCGAGAAACAUGCCCAGCCAUCGGCCUCAGGCUUUACCCCGGUACCCAGAAGGCUACAGAACCCUGCCGAGAAACAGCAAGGCACGGCCGGAGAGCCUCUGCGGCGUGACGCCGUCGGCUUACGACAGAGCCACGGCGCCAGGAGCAGCGGAAGAGAAGCGGAGGUCCAUGCGCGAUGACACGAUGUGGCAGCUCUACGAAUGGCAGCAGCGCCAGUUCUACAACAAGCAAACAACUCUCACUAGGCACGGUACUCUGGGUAGCCCCAAAGCUAUAAUUAAUAUUUCUGAUCAGACGAUGCAUUCCAUUCCCACCUCACCUUCUCAUGGAUCAAUCGCUGGUUUCCAAGGAUAUUCCCCACAGCGGAACUACCGAUCAGAAGUGUCUUCGCCAGUGCAAAGGGGAGAUGUAACUAUUGAUCGCAGGCACAGGACGCAUCACAGUAAGCAUGUCUUUGUACCUGACAGAAGGUCAAUGCCAGCAGGUCUGAGUUUGCAGCCUGUUACUCCUCAGAGCCUCCAAGGCAAAACACCAGAGGAGCUCACGCUGCUGCUAAUAAAGCUGAGACGGCAGCAAGCCGAACUGAGUAGUAUCCGGGAGCACACACUAGCACAGCUCAUGCAGCUAAAACUCGAGGCCAGCAGCCCGAAGAAUGAGAUUCUUUCACAUCACCUUCAAAGGAAUGCCAUAUAUGUGGAUCAUCAG